UUAACACCGGAGCGCGGUGGUGUAAGAGGGACUCGUGGAGCGUCGGUGCGAGUGGUGAGUGGCAAAGAGAGCCAAAGAAGACACUGUCAAACAUUACAAAGUUCCGAGAUCCCGGUCCCCUUCUUCUUCUUCUUCUGAGACACAAGAAAUAGAAACAGACUUUCCCCACAACCGAUUUUCAGGUCUGUUGCAUUGUUUCCUCCGCAUUGUCUCCGGGAUGAGUGAGACGUCGUCAGCGAAGGUGCUGUACAUUGUGGUGGUCGAUGGCGAGGAGAAGCGACAGAAAGGGAAGGAGUCUUUCCGUUACACGCGUCCGGUCUUGCAGAGCUGUCUGCAACUUAUGGGAUGCAAACCUCGUCACGCCUUUAAGAUAAGUAAACGAGUUUUUGAAUUGAUAAGAAAUGUAAUUUCAUGUGAGGCCUUGCUUCCGGAAGGGACAGAGAAUGUUUCACCCAGUAAAGCUGAGGCUUUCAGGCAUAUAGUUUCGGGGAAAGAUCAUAGAAGUAACAAUGUACCAUUUGAAAUGUACAAAACGCGUACGACUGUCGUAGUUAGGCGAGAAACUUUCUUGGAUGUUGUUUGUGAUGCUCUUGCCAAGUACAAGUAUGUUGGUCCAAAUCAGAGGGCAGACUUAGUUUUGGCAUGCAGAAUCCGAGAAAGGAAGGAGUCUGUAACUGUACUAUUAUGUGGCACUAGUGGCUGUGGAAAGUCCACCCUAUCUUCAUUGCUGGGUAGUAGGUUGGGAAUCACCACUGUGAUAUCUACCGACUCAAUUCGGCACAUGAUGAGGAGUUUUGCAGAUGAGAAGCAAAAUCCAUUGUUAUGGGCUUCAACCUAUCAUGCAGGGGAAUGUUUGGAUCCAGUGGCAGUUGCAGAAGCAAAAGCUAAAAAGAAAGCCAAAAAGUCAGCUGGAAGUUCACAGGAUGGCUCUACCUUUGGGAGAUCUGAUACCCGGAUGUCAGAUUCGGGUUCCAGCACUGCUGAAUUGCUCAGUUCAAAGCAGAUGGCAAUUGAAGGAUUCAAGGCACAAAGUGAGAUGGUAAUUGACAGUCUUGACCGUCUUAUCACUGCAUGGGAGGAAAGAAAAGAAUCAGUUAUUGUGGAAGGUGUUCACUUGAGCCUUAAUUUUGUGAUGGGGCUCAUGAAGAGACACCCUUCCAUCAUACCAUUCAUGAUAUAUAUCACAAAUGAGGAUAAGCACUUGGAGAGAUUUGCAGUGCGUGCAAAAUAUAUGACACUGGACCCAGAAAAGAACAAAUAUGUGAAGUACAUCCGUAACAUCAGAACAAUCCAAGAAUAUCUCUGCCAGAGGGCUGAUAAGCAUCUCGUACCCAAAAUUAACAACACUAAUGUUGACAAGAGUGUGGCAGCAAUCCAUGCAACAGUCUUUAGCUGCCUCCGUAGGCGUGAAGCGGGGGAACAACUUUAUGAUAUCACAAGAAACACGGUAACCGUAGUGGAUGAGGAGUAUAGGAACCAGCGUGCAGCCAACUCUUUGAGUUCAAAGGGGAUGUUUCAACUUAUCCAGAGGAAAGGUUCAUCCAGGCAACUGAUGGCUCUUGUAAAUACUGAUGGAUCUGUAGCAAAGGCUUGGCCUGUUGAUUCAGUCGAUCGUAAUGGGAAUCCAAUAUUCUGCCAUGGGACUGAGAUGGAGAUUGGCAGUGCAGAACAAGUGAAUCUUCAGUUUGGUCUGUAUGGUUUAAGCGCUUGGCCCAAAGAUGGUGGCCCAAGCUGUGCUGGAAGUGCUGAUGGGUCAAGGGCUGAUGAUAUUGAGACUGUAAGCAGGCAUCUCUCUUCUUGCUGCAGCUCGCCACGAUCCGAUGCACCUGCCAAGGAGCUGAAGGAAGACAACUCGGUGCAUGGCAGUGAUGAAGAGGUUGAUGAGUCAGCUGAUCCGGGCAGUGAUGAGGAAUUAAGUGAUGAUGGCGACAAACAGGUUGACGAAGAGAUUGGGUCGGUGGAUGAGGAGUCUACAAAAUCAGAUGAAGAGUAUGAAGACCUAGCUAUGCAGGACGUUCAGGGGAAUGGAAAUUGGUCCGAUGAUGAUGCUACGGAGCGUAAUUUUAAUAUAUUCCCUGUUGCUGAGGACCCAUCGGCCAAUAAGGAUGUGGAUAAAUAUCGCCAGAAUCUGGAUCUCUUUCUUAGAACUAGAAGCGAGUCAUUUUCUGAACCACUAUGUUCUUAUGCUUCCCUCUUUAUGGAGAAGAAUGACAUGAAAAUGUCGUGCACUGACAAUGUGAAAAUUAGAAAACGCAGGUCCCUUAGCAUUCCAGCACUGGGAAGGCAUGGUUCAGAAGUAAGGGGUGUCAUACUUUCUGGUGCCCCUCAGUGCUGACACAACGUUUUGAUGCAACUUAGUUCCCUCGGUCUAUAUCCCCCUUUCUUUAUUUGUAUGUCCCCUUUUUGAGUAUCUUAGGUUUAAGUACAGUUGUGCUAUGGGACUUGCAAUGAAAUGGUUUAGUAAUGCAUUUCCUUGGUUGUCAUA
Molecule: messenger RNA, 2485 nt
Organism: Argentina anserina (silverweed cinquefoil)
Lineage: Eukaryota; Viridiplantae; Streptophyta; Magnoliopsida; Rosales; Rosaceae
Product: P-loop NTPase domain-containing protein LPA1 homolog 2-like
Exons: 8
Coding region: 218-2335 (705 amino acids)
Source: RefSeq, a predicted model, not a curated record